AUGGUUUCGAUUUCCAAGUUCAACACAGCAGUCUUGUCCAUGCCCAAUGAACUGACAGUGGCGGCUGCGAACUUCAACCUAGACUUUUCCUUGAUGAAGGUAGAAGCGCCGAAGGAGUUCCACGGAGUCCGAGAUGCUCUAUCCACCCAUCGACGCGAUGCGGCAGAGGAAGGCCAACCUCACAUUACAGCAAGGAAGCUUAGGGCCUUGUUUGAGGCUAUUGUACCACCGAUUCCAAAUCUUAUUCAAGCUUAUGGGAAACGUGCUUCUGAAAUCUCAUCUCGUUCAGGGGCUGCGGCCCAGAAAAGCUCUCAUUUCGGUCUCUUCACGGCUCAGGUCGGUAUAGACGGCACGAGCAUUUGGGCAGCUGCAACCCCUGGGCGAGGCGCUCUCGCAGUUCAUUUACUUGCUUGUAUGUUGGCAAGAAUCUGGAAAAGCCACGAGGCUAUCUCUCUCUGGGUCGACCUUGUUGAGCAAUGGAAGCAAGAAAUUGACAACGUUUAUAAUAACGGAACUGCGACUGAAACGGCUGCAAUUAUGGCUUCGAGACAGACCUUUAGCAGGCAGCAAUUGGCUUGCUGGGACAGCAUCCCUGUCAAUCAACUUACAGACCCUUAUAAAAGCGUAGUCAAUGCUUGGACCUCGGCCAUGUGUGCCAUGGAACUUCUAGUUCAAGGUAUUCCUCAGCAGGUCCAGGAUGGUUCUGUGCUGUUGGCGAUAUCAUCAUGGCAUCUAUAUCCCAACAUGGAGGUCUUGGUCGACGGGGUUAAGUCUGUUGAUCUCAAUGACGAACUCAUGAAAGGAGGACUUAUCACUAUCUCGGCUCACUGAACAGCAAACAAUAGGGAGGGCGUUUUCUGGUCCUUACCCCUGUCUCGAAUGCGUUAUUACUCCUCUCCCGUCGUAGCACAGCGUCAGGUUUCAUGGGAAACUUCUCGGAUCACAAUGGCGGAGUUCUGGAUCAUCGUCUUGGGCAUAGUUAUUUCGCAAUGGCAGGAUGGCUGCGCCGUCAGUACCGAGAAAUGCUGUAGCUUUAUCAUCCUUCUUUCCGAAUGCGUCAACAAAAACGACUAUUCUGUCCCCUGGCUCAAUUAUCUGGCUGACGCGGCAACACGGUAUACUAAUGUCAAAACUGUCGAUCGUAGCCAAGCUGAGAAGCUGCUCAGACUAGGCAUGCGAAGAUGCAAGUUCUUUCUGAACGACUCGGGCCUUAGUCCCCCUCCAUUCUUCGGCCUUAGCUCUUUCUCAAUUC
This is a messenger RNA of Xylaria bambusicola, 1252 nucleotides long. RefSeq lists its product as uncharacterized. NCBI's taxonomy places the organism in Eukaryota, Fungi, Ascomycota, Sordariomycetes, Xylariales, Xylariaceae. The record is from RefSeq and is a predicted model, not a curated record. The transcript has 2 exons. The coding region runs from base 1 to 831 and encodes 276 amino acids.